Plasmodium malariae is the source of this 852-nucleotide messenger RNA. RefSeq names its product exported protein 2, putative (gene EXP2). The record is from RefSeq and is a predicted model, not a curated record. The transcript is spliced from 3 exons. Lineage: Eukaryota; Apicomplexa; Aconoidasida; Haemosporida; Plasmodiidae. Bases 1 to 852 code for a protein of 283 amino acids.
AUGAAAAUAAGCUGCUUUUUAUCUUUUUUUUUGUUUUUCGUAAUAUACAAAAACACUACUAAUGUAGUGUACUGUGGUGGUUAUGGUGAUUUGGCCGCAACAAGCGCCUUGACAACUAUCGUUAAAGACCCAAUUAGCUUAACCAUAAAAGAUCUGUAUGAACACGGAGUUAAGGACCCAGUAACAAAACUUAUUCAUAAACUUAAAAAAGUAGUGCGUUAUAGAAAAGUUUUAAGGUGGUCACGUGUAUGGUGGAUAUUACUAGUCAGAGAAAUUGUAGGAGACAAUGCUAUUGAAAGGAAGACUGAAAAAGCAUUAAGAGAAAUAUGGGACCAAUGUACAAUAGCAGUUUACAACAACACUCUGUAUUCCAUUGAAUCAAAGCCUUUAUUAUUUUUGCACGGAAUAUUGAAUGAAUGUAAAAAUAACUUCUCGACAAAAUUAAGACAAGAUCCAGGUUUAAUUGUAGCAAAAAUAGAUCAAAUAUUAAAAUCACAAAUAUACAGAUUCUGGGUGUCAGAGCCAUAUUUGAAAAUAGGAAGAUCAAACACAUUUUACACACGUAUAACACCAGAGAUGGUUCCACCCUUACCUAAAGAAUGCACUUUGAAACAUUUAUCAUCUUAUAUGGAGGAGAAAUUAAAAACUAUGGAGUCAAAGAAGAAUAUUGAAUCGGGUAAAUAUGAAUUUGAUGUAGCAUCCUCAAAUAAAUCAACGAAUGAUACAGAAGUUACUGGAGAAGAUGACCAGAAUGAUGAUGAUGAAGAUGAUACUUUUGAUGAAGAAACAUUUAAAGAUGAUAUAUUUAAUUCUAAGAAAACUGAUGAAAAAAAACCAAAAGAUAAGAUAUGA